AUGGACUCACCUCACAUGGACGAAAAGAACACCACUCUCACCGAGCAAGAACGAAAAAAACUCCGCAAUCGCUUAUCGCAACGGGCGUUUCGUCGCAGACAGGCAGAAUGUAUCCGCGAGCUAAAGAACCGUGUAAAUGCGGACCAGCGAUCAGAUAGUGAGCGCGUAGAAGCGCUACAGAAGGAGAAUCGAUUGUUGAGAAAGCAGUUGAUUGAUGUGCAGACAAAAAUGUCGCGCAUGAUGGCGUCGGUGCAGUUGUUGAGUGACUCGGUGGCUAAGACGCUCGACGAUACUGCAAGUGGUGAGGGGGAUGAGCGACAGAGAGAUGAGCGACAGAGAGAUGGGCCUGAGCGGGUGAACGGAAAGACAGAGAGUGAUGAGCAUAUCGCCGAAGAGUCCGCGCUGCAGUCUAUUGAUCUGGAGGCGUUUGAUCCGUCGAUUCUAGACUUUGAUGCGCCGUUUUCAUCAUCGAGCGUCACUGCAUCAACAGACAAUGGUAUCUCGUCAGAACUCAUUAACGUCUCUGGCACAAGCCCUUUUUACUCUCAGAUCCCGAAUAUCUGGAGUCAUGAGUAUCAAAUGGGAAUGCAACCCUAUCUAACCGCCAUCAACGCAACAGCCGAGUCAAGUCUGGUGCUUGGGAAAGAUUACUCCUUUACCAAUUCACCAUUUUCAGAUCACAUUCAGCUCCUUCAGCGAAUGCUUAAGAACAAGCUUAAUACUCUUGGAUUCGUUCCAGAAGGUCAUAAUCCUGUCCAGAGUGUCUACCAACCAGUUCUCAUGGUCUUGUCCAUGUUCAACAGCAUGACCCGUCCGGAUGUAAUGGCAUGGUACGCCAAAACACGCUUCUACCACAUCAUCGAGCUCACAGCCUGGCAACUCUAUCCAUCCUCCGCAACCUUCAAUAAGCUCCAUCCCCGCUACCGCCCUACAACAGCACAGCUCGAGAAUCCUCACCCGGGCAUCAUCGACUGGAUACCCUUUCCCACAAUCCGCGAUCGCUUAAUCCAGCUACACUCUGCAAAUCCCCAUAUCGACCAGAUCUUCUGCGACGCUGUGACUGGCUACGUCGUUGAGGCGCUCAUGUCGGAUCUCGUCCUAGGUGCCCCGCAGAUAACGGUCUACGUGCGUGUAACAGACCUCAUCAACACCAUGUCCUCCGCUACAUCCGAGAGCGAAAACACAAUCGCCAUGCUUCCCGCCCCGGACAUCUCAACAUUAUUCUCAUCACCUGCAUAUGCUCGCGCUGCGUUUAACAAAUUGAACAUGGACAAGGGCGCGGGCUACUACAAGAUCGACCCCGCAUUCUUCGAAAAGUAUCCUGAGCUCUGGGACCAGGCCAGCGAUGUCACAGCAACGGGAAUGCCAUUGAAGCCAAAGUAUCAAAAGAUCCUUACCUACCCAAAGCCGCUCGACUCCUCGACUGUGGAGACUUAUCGAAGCUUUAUCGAUUUUUCUCUCGACGCAGCGAAUACGAUAUCAAUGUCCCCAUGA
Molecule: messenger RNA, 1494 nt
Organism: Fusarium fujikuroi IMI 58289
Lineage: Eukaryota; Fungi; Ascomycota; Sordariomycetes; Hypocreales; Nectriaceae
Exons: 4
Coding region: 1-1494 (497 amino acids)
Biological process (GO): regulation of DNA-templated transcription
Molecular function (GO): DNA-binding transcription factor activity
Source: RefSeq, a predicted model, not a curated record